CAAAGAAAUUCGAAAUAGCAAAACAUGUUCGUGUCACUUUAUUUUGUCUUUUUGGCCAAGUGUCUUGCAAAUAUGCAGUAAAUUGCAAUGCUGACCAGAUGCAGCCAUGUCAAGUGGCUUUCCGCCGCCUUUGGCUGUCCACCAUGUCGAGCUGCCCACUCAGCAGCGGCGCCUGCGUCAUUUGACCAACAUAUCAGCACGGAACCUCAACAUUAAUGGUUGCGGCCAUGCCCUGCUUGAUUCCCACUUCUCAUUGUACUUGUCGACGACAUUGGACACAGCUAUCUAUACUAGCGAAACAGUGUACAAUUCACUGCACCCUGAAUGGAGUGGAUUUGACCCGCAUACGUUUGACGUCAAACCAUUCAGUCACUCUAUUGUGGUGAAAGUAUGGUGUGGCUUGGCGGGUCAGGAGCGUCGUGUUGCUCUCGAGUGGCAUGUUGACCUUGAUGCACUGGAGUGUAUUGGACCACAGUCAUGUGACAGCAGGGCAUGGCCACCAAACACACUUCUAUUUUCCAUGCUAAAUGCUUUCUACAAGGCACCGCUUCUUGAUAACACCUCCGAAACUGUCCUGGUUAGAUCUUUGAAAGUUCCAAGUUUAUCUGUUGAGAAGUCUCAGGUUCUAGAGACCUACUCUAUGGACAUGCUAAUGCGAUUUCAUCGCCAACAUCGUCACCUUGCUAACUGCAAUCACUGUGUUGAACAAUGUAUGAAUGAUGUUGCCAAGUUCUACUCGGAAAACAGAGAACGGCAACAACUGAAUGCACAGCUUGAAGCUGUAAAGCUGAGGGUUAUUACCCUGCAGCGGGAACUGGAGAGACAACAGCAUUGUUUCGGGGAAGAACAAGAAAAGCUACGGAGCCGAAAAGAAGCGCUGCUUGCUAAAACUCGCAAGAAAGAAUCUGAUGCGGUGGUGUUUCACAGCAACCGUGCUGAACUGCUAGAAGGGGUGGAGCGCCUGUCCGAUCGCAGAAAAAUGUGCCGGGAAUCAGUCCGAAGCCUCAAGCUCGCUCGUGCAUGGAUUGCGUCAGACCUUCUUAACAUCCUUCCCAUUGUGCAGGUGUCUGAGACUGAGUAUACAAUAUGGGCUGUCAAGCUUCCACCAUCAGAAUCAAUGCAAGGAUGCAGUGCGAAUGACCUUGCCGUCAGUUGUGGAUUUGUUGCGCACGCUCUCCUUUCUCUCAGUCACAUUCUACAAGUACCACUCAGGCACGCAAUCAUCUUUAGCGGCUCUCAGUCGAGAAUCCGUGAUGACGUACCAGCCAAGUUAAGCAACAGCGAGCGAGAGCUACGUCUGUAUCCGCAAGAUCGAGUUGAACGUGAUGAUUAUUUCAAGGUGGCCAUGUACUUACUCAAUGCUAACAUAGUACAGUUGAGGCAACAAAUUCGUCUGAGUACAUCUGAUGCACGUCGCACACUGCACAACCUGAAGGGUGUGCUUGACAAACUCGCUAUCAGGUGCAGUCGUGCUGAAGCCUCACUGAACAUCACCAAAUCGGACAGCAUGCCAACUUGCACAUUCCGCCGACCUCUUCUGCACAUGCGAUCACGAUCACACAGUAGGCUUGCUAAGGAGAGUGCAGGCAAUGAUAGCCAUGCAACUACUGCUGCUACUCCCGGCAUCAGCAGCAGCUCAACCAGUCCUGCUGCAAGUGACAGCUCUAGUGCGCAGAAUGGGCAGCACCGGCCGCUUACCUGGAACAAUGGAGUCAUGCCUGUCAUAGCCAACAGCGGCAGCAGUGGCAAUACAUGUACUGUCUAUGAUGUCGGUAGUGAUGUGUGUAGUAACGGUGUAUGCAAUGAAGCUGGUCACACUAGCUUGACCGGCAACACUGCAGCAGCAGCAGACAUGGACUAUGAUGAGCAGUGCACUGCGACUAGCCUGUCUGUGAAUGCUGAUCAUAAUCACAGUACUGCCAGGGCCGACUCAGGUCCCAAACACGCUGGUGAUGAUGAUGUUGAUGGUGAUGUUGAUGGUGAUGUUGAUGAUGAGCAGCCUAGUGAUCAGGCUGCACAGAUAAGUUCCCAGCAACAGCAGCAGCAGCAGCAAGAGCGGCCAGUGCGCAAAGAGAUAGUGCCGUACAUGCUUUAGGCAUACUGGGCCUUGAGCAAUAGCUACUCUCAUCCUACUAUAAUAUAUACUUUAUUUUUUUAAGCAAAGACCAUUGAAGGCAAUUUUAAGUUGAUGUGGAUACUACUGCUCUUGAGUCAUCAAACUAAGCCUAUUACCUUUUUAACCCAAUCUCUGCCUGAGGACUUACUCCAAGCCACCAACCUGCCCCCACCAUUCGCAUCGAACAGUUUUAUUUUUACUCCCUUUCCUAUGAGUGCUAUCCUGAAUCUCCUCAGCUCUAUAGCUGUUCUGCCUUUGCUAUCCUGCGCCGCCGCCGCUGCCUGCCUGGGUCCGCAUCGCUGGGCUCCGCUACUUCAGUUUCCAAUGGCCUGGAUGACUAUGUUCCGCCAUUCAUCACAAACUCCCCUUUAUCACGUUUUUCACUGCGUCCUGCUCUCUGUUAUUCCCCCACACAACGCCGUGAUCACAGUAGUCUGAGGAUGGUGCAGCAUUACGCAAGCUGACGAUAGUAAGGGAUAAGGGAGUAGAGAAGGGAGACAUUCCCACAUUUCACAUUCUAAGCUUGUGGAUUGCCAUGAAUUACUUGAGCUUGUUUCACAUUGUUCAUGUUGCUGCAUUGUAGAAAGUGCUGCCCUAGGCCCUGCAAUGCUUGCUUUGGUCAUAUUCACUAGUAACAAGCUGUGAUGAUUUUCUUGCCUUCAACUGACUUAUUUGAUUUGAAUACUCUCAACUUUUGACAUUGGCAUGCUUGCAUUAUUGAAGCUGUGUGUGAUGUCAUGUGUGAUGUUAUUUUAUCUGGACAGUACGGCAGUAGUGCUGUCACUGCUCUGU
Sycon ciliatum is the source of this 2908-nucleotide messenger RNA. Its product is annotated as UV radiation resistance-associated gene protein-like. The record is from RefSeq and is a predicted model, not a curated record. The transcript is spliced from 17 exons. Bases 107 to 2095 code for a protein of 662 amino acids. Gene Ontology annotation, molecular function: SNARE binding. Gene Ontology annotation, biological process: SNARE complex assembly. Gene Ontology annotation, cellular component: lytic vacuole; endosome. NCBI's taxonomy places the organism in Eukaryota, Metazoa, Porifera, Calcarea, Leucosolenida, Sycettidae.